Molecule: messenger RNA, 450 nt
Organism: Callorhinus ursinus (northern fur seal)
Lineage: Eukaryota; Metazoa; Chordata; Mammalia; Carnivora; Otariidae
Source: RefSeq, a predicted model, not a curated record
AUGAAUCAGUUUGCGGUCCAGAUGACCUAUAACUCUAUGUGGCAUGUUUCUGAGAGAGGCAACGUGAAUUUGUCCAUUCAUAUAUGGAGGUUGCCUGUGACGUCAGGAAAUGAAGCGACUAUAAAUGGGCCAGUGCCCCCAGCCGCCGCCAUUGUCCUUUCUUUCAAGCUGUCGGGAAGUUUCACCACCUACUUCCCCAGGGUUCUGAGGCAUGUUCACAAGGGCCUGAGCCCCUCGCAGAAGACCAUGAGCGUCAUGGAUUCGUUCAUCAAGGACGUCUUUGAGCACAUCGCUGACGAGGCCUCUCGCCUGGCCCGCUCCAACAAGUGCUCCACCAUCAUGUCCAGGGAGAUCCAGACAGCCAUGCGCCUGCUGCUGCCCAGGGAGAUUGGCAAGCACGCCGUGUCUGAGGCCACCAAGGCCAUCACCAGGUACACCUUCCGCCAGUGA